UCCGCCUCUCCAAAGCUUGAGGAACCAGAAUGGUUUCCGAAAACUUUUGCCAAAACGUAAUUAUUUUUAUGCAGUCACAAGACACCAGUGGUUAAAUGUGCGAUCUCCUGACAUGAGCAACAUUCAUGGUUCUUGUUAUCAGGCUGCUGUGGGUGGGAGCAUCGGUAUAGGUUAAUAACUUACCGGGAAUGUCUCUCCUGGUUUUUCUGUGUCUGUGGGUUGGUGGGUCUGCCCUGGGAGCCCAGCAGAGCCCUCUCCCCUCCAUGGCCCAGUUACCCUUCAUUACGGUGUGGAAUGCCCCUACUGAACCCUGCAUGUCCAAGUACAAAGUGGACCUGGACCUAAGUAUUUUCCACAUCGUGCUGAACGUGAACCAAAGCUUCAUGGGAACAAACAUAACCAUCUUCUAUGAGAGCAAGCUGGGCCACUAUCCAUACUACACUGCCAGUGGGGAGGCUAUCAACGGAGGCGUACCACAGAACACCAGCCUGCAGCAGCACCUGAAGGAUGCCCAGGCCAACAUUGUGACAUACAUCCCUUCCCCUGACUUCCAGGGGCUGGCCGUUGUGGACUGGGAGAGCUGGCGGCCCCUGUGGAUUCGAAACUGGGACGCUAAGCAGGUGUACCGGGAGGGGUCUCGGACACUGGUGCAGGCUAAACACCCAGCCUGGACCCCAGCCCAGGUGGAAGCUGAAGCCAAGAAGGAGUUUCAGGAGGCAGGCCGGGCGUUUAUGGAGGACACCCUUAGGCUGGGCCGCAGUGUAAGACCUGGGGGGUUAUGGGGUUUCUACGGUUUCCCCGGCUGCUACAACUUCCAGUACAAGAACGUCACAGCCAACUACACCGGGGAGUGCCCCACGCUGGAGAUGAAGAGGAAUGAUCAGCUGGCCUGGCUGUGGAACGCCAGCUCUGCCCUCUACCCGCACAUUUACCUGGAACUGAGUCUGCGGGGCAGGCGAGAUGCCAUCCGCCAGUAUGCCCACCAUCGCAUUCUGGAGGCUAUGAGGGUAGCUGGGCAGGUCAAACCCAAUGGCCUUCCAGUGCUGCCCUAUUCACGCAUUGCCUACACCUUUUCACUGGAGUUCCUUUCCCAGGAGGACUUGGUGCACACAAUUGGGGAGAGCGUAGCUCUUGGGGCAGCAGGAGUUGUGCUGUGGGGAGAUGGUAAUUUUUCCAAAUCAAUGGCAGCAUGUCUGGCGGUGAAAGGCUACCUGGACAAGACCCUGGGGCGCUACGUGGUCAAUGUGACCGCGGCCGCCACCAUCUGCAGCAAGGUGGUGUGCUUCGGCCAGGGGCGGUGCCAGAGGAAGGACCGCUCCUCUGCUGCCUUCCUCCACCUGGAGCCCCAGGACUGGAGCAUACUGUCCACCCCAGGCCUGAGGGGGUCGCCCCGGUACAGUGUGCACGGGCAGCUCAGCCAGCGGGCCACGCGGCACAUGGUCAAGCAGUUUGAAUGCCAGUGUUACCCAGGCUGGGGUGGUGAGCACUGUGAAAAGCCUGCCUACCCUUGUCCACACUAAGUCUGCAGCUGGAUGCAAGAACCUUAUGUUCCACUGUGAACGCACUACUAUCCAGAGUCAAUCUACUAAUAUUACCAAUGCAAACACUGUUAAAAAAAAUAAAAAAAAUAAAAAUAUAUAUAUAAAAAUAAUACGCUAUAAAUCUUUUUUCACAAAAACAUUGAGAUCAAUCUUGGGUUAAAACGGCAUUAAAUGAAACGGCCCCUAAACCUGACACGAUAUUUCCAGCAUUUUACUCACAAAAUUAUAGCUGACUUAUGGCUGCAGGCAAGGUUCCUUUGAGAUGAAAAACAGAUCUACUUUAUGACAGAAGUCUUGUAAAAAUGGGCGACAUAGAGAAAGUUUGAUGAGGCCAAAGACUCAGCCAGCACAACCUAGUCCAGCACAAACCUAGUAAUUUGGAACAAACGGAAUUCAUUUAAUGCUGGUCAUUUUCCCUUUGCCUUUUUGUGUCUUUUUAAAUUUUUUAUUUUGUUAGGUUGGACAAAUACUAAAACAAACCACUGAGUAUUUGAUGAGAGACUUGACCAUGACAGUCAGAGAGCUAUUUACAGCUGGAGUAAGGGACCAAUCCUUGAUCGGUGUUGCCAGUCCUCAUUUUGGGGCUUUUAAGUACCUCCGAUGCACUACAGUAUUAGCAGCACAGCACUCUAUGACACAAAUGAACAGACAUAAAACAGCAUGUAACAGGUAACUUGUAAAGGCUGCAUUUAUAAACCAUCUAGCUCACAAUGGUCGUGUAAUAUCCCACAGUGUAUUUGUAUUCUAUUUCUUCUCAGCAUUUUCAAAGGCAUGUUUGCUUUUCAGGUGUCUAUUGUUAUGGGUUAUUGUAACAAAAUGUGUAUCAUGCAUUUACAGAUUUUUUUUGCAGAACUCUAUAACAUUAUAUAUGCGAACAUUUUUUGGCAAAAUUGUUCACUCAAAUUAUCCUACAUUCCAAAUUGGAUGCUGUAUCUGUAUACCACAGGCUGGGAGGAAAUAUUUCUGGCUGCUUUCCACACGGUAAUGUUCACUAGGACUUCAAAUGGUUUAGGUCCAAAUGAUACAGAGAAUGAUGGAGAACAGUAGUCCUAAAGUUUGUUUCAGAUUCAGACAACAAAAGACCAAGUCAAUCCACCGUCAUGGAGUAAUUUUCAUCUCAACAGUCAUCUCUAACUUCCUUUGUUCAGAGGAUGGGAUGUGUUCUGCAUCUCUCUGUGGUAAUUACAAAGAGGGUCUGCAGUAAGAAUGCUGCAGUUUUGUGCAAUAACUGUCGCAAUGUAAUAAACAUUCCAUUAACAUUGUU
Messenger RNA from Anguilla anguilla (European eel), 2805 nucleotides. RefSeq names its product hyaluronidase 1 (gene hyal1). The transcript is spliced from 4 exons. Gene Ontology annotation, biological process: hyaluronan catabolic process; carbohydrate metabolic process. The record is from RefSeq and is a predicted model, not a curated record. The coding region runs from base 189 to 1520 and encodes 443 amino acids. Lineage: Eukaryota; Metazoa; Chordata; Actinopteri; Anguilliformes; Anguillidae. Gene Ontology annotation, molecular function: hyalurononglucosaminidase activity.